This is a messenger RNA of Saxophila tyrrhenica, 966 nucleotides long. RefSeq lists its product as uncharacterized. The record is from RefSeq and is a predicted model, not a curated record. The coding region runs from base 1 to 966 and encodes 321 amino acids. Lineage: Eukaryota; Fungi; Ascomycota; Dothideomycetes; Mycosphaerellales; Extremaceae. The transcript has a single exon.
AUGGCGCCGCCCAACUUCUUCGACAGCCGACCGGGAGGCCUUCGCAAACGCGGUGCUGCUAUUCGCAGGGACAGCGUGAUGUCGCCGGCCAACUGCACUCCGGUCAUGCGAGGAAGUCCGGUAGGGCGAGGAAGCCUGGCGGAGCGAGGAAGCCCGGUCCCACGAGGAGGUCUGGCGGCGCGAGUAGGUCCGACGGCGCGAGGCAAUAUGCGACGGCCACUCAACCCGCCUAAGUGGCUCCCCAGGACGGAGCAAGACAAGCUGAAGCUACAGGAGGAGACGAUCGAGGUACUGAAGGCGGAUCUGCGCAAGGAAAAAGACAAGGUGGAAGGCUUCAAGACCACCAUCUCCGGGGAGAGGAAGCGCAACAACGAGGAGAUUCAUUUGAUGACCCGCAAGCUUGAGAAGAAGCACGCCACCGUGCUGGAGCUUCGAGAGGAGAAGAGCGCGCUUGAGGAAGAGUUGGAGAAUCACCAGGAGCUUUUCAAGAUGGGGACGGCCGUUUUCGAAGGGAGGAACAGCGAUUUCGAGGCGCUCGACCUUGAGGUGAAGCAGCUGCGGGUCAGGGUCAAUGAGAAGGUAUCCAAGUUAAAAGCGCUGAACGUGCAAUACGCACGCUUGUCUAAGGCUGCACCUGAGGCGUGGAUGGAGACUGCGCUGGAGCUGGCGCUGGAGGGUCAGGCGCAGCAGACGUUGAAUAUGGUCAAUGGAUUGAAGCAGGAGGUCGCUGACAGUGAUGCGGACGUUGCUCGUCUCAAGGGUAAAGUCAAGCAGCUGCAGGUCACCAACAGCGGUCUCAAGCAAGAAGCGGCGCAGAUGCGUCAAAUGGCUCACGAAGCGACAGAGGCUGGUGAAGCAGCUUUCGAGGACGCCAGCGAGGCGCGGAGUAUCGCAGUCAACCAGGCCAAGCUCAUCGACAGGCUCAGGGAGUUGAACGGUCGUGAGAGUAGCACGGACACUUCGUGA